Messenger RNA from Eruca vesicaria subsp. sativa (arugula), 2189 nucleotides. NCBI's taxonomy places the organism in Eukaryota, Viridiplantae, Streptophyta, Magnoliopsida, Brassicales, Brassicaceae. The record is from the annotation of a GenBank genome assembly.
UCAUCCAUGAUCCUCCUUUGAGACCAUCUUCAUCGCCUCUCUAACAACACAAACUAAACCAAAAACACAAACACAUGAAUCUCUCUUUUCUCACCAUCACUUAACCAUUUUUAAGCUUUACGUAAAUAUUAAUAACAAUAAGCUAUAUGGAGAAGAACGACAAGGACACUGAUCUUCAUGAUGAUCAUAAUGACAAAUCUAAGGAAGAGGAGAAAGGAGACACGGUUUCAGAUGCUAAUCUCCCAGAGGAUGGUAUUAACAAAGAGAACGUGGACAUUGGUAAUGCUGACACAGAUCACAACCAAGAAGACAAUGCGGACAAGGUUAACUCACCAUUAGGACAAGAAGAAUCACCACCACCAGAGAUUCCUCAAACCAUAGAGUCCUUAUCCGAAGAACUCGACCAGCUUCUCAAGAGUCUCUCCCUCCACAAAGACGUCAACACCGAGGAGGAGAAAGGAGAUCAAGAAGAUGGUUAUUUCCAGAUCCCACAGUUUGUUGGCAAGUUCUUGGAUCUCUUCGAGGACAAACUCUCCAAACACGACUCUAGCGACCCCAAGACAACGUGGUAUCAUGAUCCAGAGGAGGUAUCUUCUCUUCUUGACGCAGUAGAUCGUGUCUCUAACCUUAUGGAGCUCUUGCUCAACACCAAAUCUUGUUUGGACCAUCACGAGUCCUUGAUCAACCACGCUGGUUCGAUCCAGCAACGUGCGAUGGCAUUCUUGGAAGACGAGUUCCGUCUUCUUUUAGAAGAGUCUGUGAUCAAAGAGCCUACGGUGGUCACUGACGACAACCAACAAGACCAUCACAACGACUCGCAAGAUCAGGAUCAGGGAAACGUUGAUACGGAAGGCGGCGAUGAGAAGAUUGAAUACCCUGGCUACUCUGAGGAGAUGGUUGUGUUGCUGAGGAAGAUAGUUGAGAAGAUGAAAGGAGCAGGGUACGGAUGUGAAUGCAGAGAGGCUUACUUGGUAGGUAGGAGGAACAUCUUGCUGAGAACAUUGAAACGUGACUGUGAGUUUGAGAAAGUGAGUAUAGACGAGGUGCAGAAGAUGAGCUGGGGAGAGCUUGAGAGAGAGAUACCUAUAUGGAACAAGACUGUUAAAGACUGUUCCUCCCUCUUCUUCCCUGGAGAGCUCAAACUCGCUGAGAAGAUCUUCCCAGAGGAUAAAGGAAGCUUGUUCUGCAUCAUCACUCACGGGUUAGCCAUCCAGUUCUUGGGCUUCGCAGAGGCUGUGGCCAUGACCAGGAGAUCCACUGAGAAGCUCUUCAAGAUUCUUGACAUCUACGAGACUCUUAGAGACAGCUUUCCAGUUAUGGAAGAGCUCCUCCCUGAGGAGCUACGCAGCGAGCUGAGAAGCGAGGUGAAUAGCGCUCGUUCACGCUUAGGAGAGACAGCUAUUAACAUCUUCUCGGAUCUUGAGAACUCUAUCAAAUCAGAUUCUAGCAAGACCCCUGUGCCAGGAGGCGCGGUGCACCCGUUAACUAGGUACACAAUGAACUACCUCAAGUACUCGUGUGAAUACAAAGACACGUUGGAGCAAGUUUUCAAGUCACAUUCCAAGAUGGAGGAGGAGGAGUCUACGGAGAGAGCCUUUGCAAGCCAGCUGAUGAGGAUAAUGGACUUUCUCGACGGGAACAUGGAGGCGAAGUCGAAGCUCUACAAAGACAUACCACUGAGCUGUAUCUUCAUGAUGAACAACGGGAGAUACAUAGUGCAGAAGAUCAAAGGAUCAGCAGAGAUACACGAGGUGAUGGGAGACACGUGGUGCAGGAAGAGGUCGUCUGAGCUGAGGACUUAUCACAAGAACUACCAGAGAGAGACGUGGGGGAAGCUGCUUGGAUUCUUGGGACACGAGGGGCUUAUGCAUAACAAUAAGAUAGUGAAGCCUAAUCUUAAAGAGAGGUUCAAGAGCUUUAAUGCGACGUUUGAUGAGAUACACAAGACGCAGACCACGUGGGUGGUUAAUGAUGAGCAGCUGCAGAGUGAGCUGAGAGUGUCUAUAACCGCGGUGAUGAUACCUGCUUACAGGGCGUUCAUGGCUAGGUUUGGACAGUACUUGGAUCCUGGUCGUCAGACAGAGAAGUAUGUUAAGUACCAGCCUGAGGAUAUAGAGGAUCUCAUUGACCAGCUCUUUGAAGGCAACACUUCCUCCUCUUCAACCGCUACCGCUAAGCGAAGAACGUAG